Messenger RNA from Nematolebias whitei (Rio pearlfish), 1254 nucleotides. It is a transcript of the gene kctd2, whose product is annotated as potassium channel tetramerization domain containing 2. Gene Ontology annotation, molecular function: cullin family protein binding. Gene Ontology annotation, cellular component: cytoplasm; Cul3-RING ubiquitin ligase complex. Gene Ontology annotation, biological process: proteasome-mediated ubiquitin-dependent protein catabolic process; protein homooligomerization. NCBI's taxonomy places the organism in Eukaryota, Metazoa, Chordata, Actinopteri, Cyprinodontiformes, Rivulidae. The coding region runs from base 290 to 1087 and encodes 265 amino acids. The transcript has 6 exons. The record is from RefSeq and is a predicted model, not a curated record.
CGGAAGUGUUACUCUCCUCUGACUAACGUUUGAAUCGACAAGAAUGACCAAUUUAUCUUGUGAAGAAACGGUUCAACGCGGAGCUGCUUCGGUCUUCCCGCUGCUAACGGUCAUAUCUGUGCGCUGAACCCCGGUCCUGGAGGCGGAGGCGGCCAGCGCCCCGAUGCCAGCGGAGAAAACCCCGCCGCUGUGUUUACAAGUCGGCUGCGAGAGAAUUUGUUUCCCCGCAGUGUGUCGUUAACGGAUCGUGCUGCCCGUUUGUGUUGUCGAGGAGGAGGACGGGGGGAAAAUGGCUGAACUGCAUGUUGUAGAACCGAUCGGAACCGGCACCGUAGAUCAGCCCGAGCACCGCGAACACGUUCGGGGCUCGGUGCGCCUGGCGUCGCCCACUCUGGUGGUUCCUCCGCGGGGCGGCGGCCAGCUCAGCCCCGGCGGCGGCAGGUCGGUGUUCGGCUUCCCGCUGAAGAGCAACCCGGGCUCACCGUCCGAACCCGCGGAGAAGCCGGGCUCGCGCUGGGUUCGGCUCAACGUCGGCGGGACCUACUUCAUCACGACCAAACAGACUUUAUGUAGGGACCCCAAAUCCUUCCUGUUCAGACUGUGUCAGGAAGACCCGGACCUGGACUCUGACAAAGACGAGACGGGGGCCUACCUCAUCGACAGGGACCCCACGUACUUCGGGCCCAUCCUGAACUACCUCCGGCACGGAAAGCUGAUCAUGGAUAAGAACCUGGCCGAGGAAGGGGUUCUGGAAGAGGCAGAGUUCUACAACAUCGCCUCCCUGGUGAGGCUGGUGAAAGAGCGGAUACGGGACAACGAGAACCGGACGUCUCAGGGUCCGGUGAAACACGUGUACCGAGUCCUGCAGUGCCAGGAGGAGGAGCUCACGCAGAUGGUGUCGACCAUGUCGGACGGCUGGAAGUUCGAGCAGCUCAUCAGCAUCGGCUCGUCGUAUAACUACGGUAACGAAGACCAGGCGGAGUUUCUUUGUGUCGUUUCCCGAGAACUCAACAACUCCACCAACGGCAUCGUCAUCGAGCCCACCGAGAAGGCCAAGAUCCUGCAGGAGCGAGGCUCGCGGAUGUGAAGAGACGCAGACGUCGAGAACAAAAAGCACACCUGAGUUUUCAUCCACCGCCGUCACUCCACCUCCUCUCCUCCGCCGGGGCUCCCCGACACCUGAAACCCGACCCUGGCUCCUCGUUUCUUCUCCACCUUCAAGAGAAGACCAGCGGGAGGUUCUCCUCUCCGCAG